AGUGUAUAUUUUCUGCAUAUUUUGUAUUUUGGUACACUCUUUAUCUUCGUAUAAUCAUAUGGUCUCAGCACGAUAAGGCAUCACCAUCAGCUCCAUAUGUGGUUAUCUACCACACCAUCCUUCAAGGAUUGACAAGCUGUGACUUCAUUCCAAAAGUUCUUUGUUGACUGUGAAGUGCUUUGGAUGGUCCUGAGUCCAGAAGGGCAUGAUUUUACAGAGUAUUUAAAAAUGUUGCCAGAAACUAUGAUAUAAUGAACGAUGCUAUGAGCCUUGGCAUUCACAGAUUAUGGAAAGAUGCUCUUAUUCGUAUGAUGAACCCACUGCCAGGAACAAAACUGCUUGAUGUGGCUGGAGGGACAGGGGAUAUAGCCUUCAGAUUUAUGGAUUACUUGAGAUUGCAACAUGAAAGACAGAGUCGACGAGCAGUGAAAUCUAACCAGAGCCCAUCAUGGCAACAAAUCAGUAACUUCUAUGAACAGCAGAAUAAAUACGAUUCUGAUUUGGGAUCAAAGGCAGUCAUCUGUGACAUCAAUAAGGAAAUGUUAAAAGUUGGAAAGCAAAAGGCAGAACAAUUGAACUAUACUGAAGGCCUGUCCUGGGUGGUGGGAAAUGCAGAAGAGCUGCCAUUUGACGAUGACAAGUUUGAUGUUUAUACAAUUGCCUUUGGAAUUAGAAAUGUUACUCAUAUUGAUCAUGUAUUGCAAGAGGCCUAUCGAGUUUUGAAGCCAGGUGGAAGGUUCCUGUGUUUGGAAUUCAGCAAAGUACAGAAUCCAAUCAUUUCCAGGCUCUACAAUUUGUACAGUUUUCAAGUGAUACCUGUGCUGGGUGAGGUCAUUGCUGCUGAUUGGAAAUCCUACCAGUACCUUGUAGAAAGUAUCCGAUGUUUUCCUGAUCAGGAGGAGUUCAAAGGAAUGGUUGAGGAUGCAGGGUUUUACAAGGUGGAAUACAACAACUUAACAUCAGGGAUUGUGGCUGUUCACUCUGGAUUUAAGCUCUAAAUUUGAAGUGACCGAAAGGAAAUUGACAGCUGCCUGCUGCGAGGCCCGGUUUCCAUUCACUCAGAUACGUAAUCUAUGUGAGUUAACACACACCACUGCCAAGUUGCUGUAAUACUGGCAGAUAUGUCUGAGUCAGUCAGUCACUUAACAGCCACGCAAUUAUCAGUGAGGUCCGAGGGGAAUGUGCUGCAACGUCAUUUGGUUUAUAUUAUCCUCAUUUAGAAGUGUAAAAGCGCAGGUGCACAUUGUCUGCUCCUGUUCUGUGUGGUUUUCCUCUGUGAGGAUGUCGUAUCUUCAAAUAAUCAGUGCAUAAAGCCCUUAGACAUUAAGGAAAUAAAUAAAUUUGCCACUGACAUCCAAGCUUUGCCAGCAGCAGACUAGUUAUUAAACUAGCCUGCUAAAUUUAUUCAUGUUUUAAGAAAUCAAGUAUUUGAUCAUUUCAUAUUUUCUGUGAAACACAAUGGAAUAGAAAUUGUUGCACUUCUUGUCUGACCUUCCGGCACGAAAAAUUUGAUGUUGGUCAGAUGACAAGAAAGAGAUAUAUUUCGCACACACACUGCAUCUUAAAAACCUUAGAGUAAAACCUACAGGAUCUCUUAGAGACAAGUAUUGCCAUUCCCAUCGCUUUGUGAGUAAGACGAUGCUCGAUGCAAACUUGUCCUACCCAAAAAGAUUACAGAAUCAAAAUGAGACAGAAAAAAAUAUACCACAGUUCCCUCUUUUCAACAAAAUUUGACAGAUGUUAUUGUCCUGGAAGUUGAUGACUGGCUAUGAGUUCCAGUAUCCUUCAAAGGAGACUCCUCUUGGCACUGGGAAUGCAUACAGUCAUCAAUGGCAGGUUAGUUCAGGACUAGAAAAAAUGAUGUACUCUACUCCUAUGCAGUGAGUAAGUCAUAUUAUGGUGUUUUCACAGGUGUCAAGACUGAGAGUGUACUUUUACUUCAUGUAGUCCUGCAGUUUAGCUUUUGUCUGACUUUUUCUUAAAUUUAUUGUGCGUGUGUGUGUGGCAGGAAUUCGUCUUUACACAAAUUGCAGAUUGAUAAAUAUUCAAAUGUCCUAAUAUUAAAUAAAGCAUUUUUUUCUAA
Carcharodon carcharias (great white shark) is the source of this 2083-nucleotide messenger RNA. RefSeq names its product coenzyme Q5, methyltransferase (gene coq5). NCBI's taxonomy places the organism in Eukaryota, Metazoa, Chordata, Chondrichthyes, Lamniformes, Lamnidae. The transcript has 8 exons. The record is from RefSeq and is a predicted model, not a curated record. Bases 252 to 998 code for a protein of 248 amino acids. Gene Ontology annotation, molecular function: methyltransferase activity. Gene Ontology annotation, biological process: ubiquinone biosynthetic process.